GCCAAGAGGCAUGAGUAAGAGCUGAGCGUGCAGAAGUGGGAGGGGCAGAGGGGGUGCAGGCUGGGCGUGGCCGCAGUGGGCGUGGCGCUGGGGUUCAGGUAAGCCCCUUGCUUCUGCCUCACAGAGACUGGCUUCCACAUCGAGGGCCUCCUGCGCCGUGCAUCCUCUUCCCUUGCUGUGCGUGCAGAGUAGCUGUAACUCCAGCCCACAAUGGAUGCCCUGCAACUGGCAAAUUCAGCUUUUGCAAUCGACCUGUUCAAGCAACUGUGUGUAAAGGAGCCAGCAGGCAAUGUCCUCUUCUCUCCCAUCUGUCUCUCCACCUCCCUAUCACUUGCUCAAGUAGGUGCCAAAGGUGACACAGCAAAUGAAAUUGGACAGGUAAGUCCCGCACUUUUUUUCCUACUGGGAGUGGGAAUAGACUUAUUAGAACACAUAACCAAUACAGACACCAAACCAGUGCAAAUGAUGAGUACAGAGGCCACGUUCUGUAUGGGCAACAUCGACAGUAUCAAUUGUAAGAUCAUAGAGCUGCCCUUUCAAAAUAAGCACCUCAGCAUGCUCAUCCUGCUACCCACGGACGUGGAGGACGGGUCCACUGGUCUGGAGAAGGUUGAAAAGCAACUCAACUCAGAGAUGCUUUCACGGUGGACCAAUGCCAGCACGAUGGCCAAUGCCAAAGUCAAACUCUCGAUCCCCAAAUUUAAGGUGGAAAAGAUGAUCAACCCCAAGGCUAGUCUGCAAAACCUCGGGCUGAGAAAUAUCUUUAAUGAGAAUACAUCUGACUUCUCUGGAAUGUCAGAGACCAAGGGAGUGGCCCUCUCCAAUGUUAUUCACAGAGCAUGCUUAGAAAUAACUGAAGAUGGUGGGGAGUCCAUAGAGGUGCCAGGAUCACGAAUCCUGCAGCACAAGGAUGAGUUCAAUGCCGACCACCCAUUUAUUUACAUCAUCAGGCACAACAAAACCCGCAGCAUCAUUUUCUUUGGCAAGUUCUGUUCUCCAUAAGUGGCAGAACCCAGGUUAAGUCCCACCUGACUUUUCUGCAAACUCUGCAUCCAGAGAAUCACUUUCUAAAUAUGAUAAGUUGUUAUUAUUGCUGGAUCAGGGGGCGGCUGGUACUUGUCCUAUGCAGCCCUCACACUAAGAGGCCCUUCCUUUGCGAUCUUUUCUUUUGUUCCCUUUUCCUCCCCAUAUAAGACAAUGCUUUUAAUGAAAAAACAUCACCCUAGAGGAAAAAUACGUAUUCAUUUUUUGUCACACUAUCUAGCGUUAUUGGCAGGAGUACAGUCUUCCACAAAGAAAAUUCCUGUAAGGAGGAUCUGGAGGACUUUAUUCCUAGAGUUGGGCCUUCCUUCACUGGGAUACAGAAUGUUCCAGACAUUCUCACUUCCCUGAAAGACUGGAAAACUGUGGUACGUGGGAUCUGUUAAACUUUCCUGGCUCCCGUGAAACUUGGGCUCAUGUUCAGGCUUUUGUAGGUCUGCAGCUCCUUAGGCUAAGUCCCACAGGACAAUGGUUUCUUCAAACUCUUGAGAUUUUGGAUUUUAGAAAGAUAAUAUGUUGCGCACAGUACCUGUUAUGGAAUUCCACUGAUGGGGUCUAGAACAGCACCUGAUAAAUCAACACCUUAAUGUUUCUGCCACACAAUGUAAUCAAACAAAAUGGAUAAAGCUGCUUAGGUAGCCACAGUGUUAGGUUUGGCUGCCAAGUGAGUGUGCCAGCAGCUUGUUUCCAGAACUUUCUGAAAACUUGGAAUGUUGGAAAAAGAAAUGCAGACCUAUAGUAGCUGAACUGCAGCACCUGAAGGGGAGGUUCAGAUCUUAUUAGAAAGUCACGUUCACAUUUGUUAGACUGCCCCACAUGGCCGUUUGGUUGGCCAUCGACCCCUGGCAGGGAAUUCUGACUGGACGAGGUUUUGCAUGUGAGACGACCAGGGACUUAAAAUGCGCAGCAACUUCCAUGCUAGGCGACAAAAGAAUUUUAUGAGUGUUGAAGGAACUUGUCUCUUUUCUAAUGUGAGAGUGGGAAAGGGAAAGGAGCUUAAUGCCUUUAGAACUUAUAACUAUAUCUAUGGAGGUGCUUAAGCUGCCUUGACAUGUAUUUAUUUUCAAAGCCCAUGGGUUUAGUUGCUAUAGAUGGCUGUUUGGUACCUGACAUUAGUAGUAAUUUUUAAAGGUGUUCUAAUAAGUUAUCUGUGUUGCAAUUUCACAGAUGAAUUCAAGACCAAAAGAGCACAUCUACUCUGGCAUUCACUGUAAAUAGGUUCACCUCUCUUCUUGCUCCAAAGGUUCAGUGUCAAAUUUCUUUUAUGCUAUUGACAAUAAAAUAUUAUUGAGCUACA
This is a messenger RNA of Manis javanica (Malayan pangolin), 2338 nucleotides long. Lineage: Eukaryota; Metazoa; Chordata; Mammalia; Pholidota; Manidae. The record is from RefSeq and is a predicted model, not a curated record.